CGUUACGCCUUAAUAAAUGGAAGAAAUAUAAUUUAUAUAGAUAUGGCACAGAUUGAAGCAUGUCAACUUUGUUUAUGCAACACUAAAUUGCUGAGAGGACUUAACAAAGAAAUCGAAAGCUUAAUUAAAACCAAAAUAUUAGAUUAUCUAUCUAUUAACAUUCACUAUAAAAAUAAUACCCCGAUAGUAAUUUGUGAGGACUGCCUAAAUAAUUUAAAUCAAUUUCAUAUAUUUGCACAAACAGUUUAUUUAGCUCAGAGAAAUUUUCAAAAAAAAUCAAAAUUGUUUAAAUAUGAAACAACAAAUAUUGAAGAUAAUCUACCACUAUCGAUGCAAAAGCAAAGAAAUAAUAUGAUAUCCCAAAUAGAAUUUAAUAAUCCAAAUGCAAAAACGCCAAAUUAUAUAAAUAAAGAUUCUGCCAAAGUUAAAUCUGUGGAUAAUGAAUGUAAGUAUGAUACGGAACAGUAUUAUGAAUCUGACGAUGAGGAUAUGUUGACUGAAUCAAAUCAAAUAAGUUUUGACAAUAGCACAUUUCCCAAAGAACUUAUUAAGAAUUGUAGAUUAACUAUCACUGGAAAAAAAUUGGACAAUAUGUUAGCAACAUUCUUUGGUUUAAAAUGUAACAUUUGUAUCAAUACAACAUGUUUUACGACUAUUUCCAAUUUGAUAAAACAUUAUGAAGAAGUCCAUAAUACAAAAGGCUAUGUUCUUUGUUGCGGUCAAAAAAUUACAAGGCAGAAGGCAAUGGCAAUGCACAUGGCAAGUCAUAUUCAACCAGAGGCUUUUACUUGUACCAUUUGCAAUAAGAUAUUAACCUGCCCUAAAAUAUUGCAAAAUCAUAUACAGAAUCAUUUACCAGAAUCACAGCGUCCUUUAUGUUGUCCAGAACCAACAUGUUCAAGACGUUUCAGUUAUUACAGUGCAUUAACAGCUCAUCAGGCAUCACAUUUAAAUGAGGAGGAAAAGAUAACGCAUAUUUGUGAAGAGUGCGGUAAAAUGUAA
Molecule: messenger RNA, 1002 nt
Organism: Ctenocephalides felis (cat flea)
Lineage: Eukaryota; Metazoa; Arthropoda; Insecta; Siphonaptera; Pulicidae
Product: transcription factor grauzone-like
Exons: 7
Coding region: 43-1002 (319 amino acids)
Biological process (GO): regulation of DNA-templated transcription
Cellular component (GO): nucleus
Molecular function (GO): DNA-binding transcription factor activity, RNA polymerase II-specific; zinc ion binding; RNA polymerase II cis-regulatory region sequence-specific DNA binding
Source: RefSeq, a predicted model, not a curated record